UUUUGGAUUAAAUGAUCUUCUUCAUUAUUUCUGUCCAAAAUGUCAAGUGAGAAGCACUCCCACAAGUCUACAAAGGAUAAGAAUGACAAAGAGAAAAAACAAGACAGUCCAACAAAAGAACAGCUCAAGGUGAAAAAACAUAAUGAGCAUGUUGAAAAACUGAAAUCAAAGCGAAGACCAUUCGCAAUUGGCAGUGUUUUCCCAUCUGCCGAAGAAAAUGUUGAGAAAGAAGAACGUAAACAUGCUGCCGAGCAUCAGCUUGAUCCCAAAACUUUAACUUUUGCCAUUGAUUUCAUUUUUGAAAGAGGCAUCACACUUGGGUUGGAGAGCUUCAAUAAUAGACUACACGAUGGAAACAGUACAUUUAACGGUGCGCAAGAGCAAGAAUCUGCAAUGAUCCAAUCACCAAGGACACCAACUUUUAACACAGCCCAUGGUACAUACUUUAUGCCAAAACCAACUAGAGGGAAUUCGAAAGCUAAUUAUGAUGAACCUGAAGGCAAAAAGCAUCAAAUAGGCGGGGUGAUACCUGACAAUAACUACGAGUAUGACGAAGAAGUAGAACACGAUGAAGAACCCACGGGAGAUGAGUCUCUUCACACUAAUAGACAAAAGAUGAAAAACGAUGACUUUGAGCAGCCAAACAGCGAUGAUGAUGAAGACUAUGAAGGACAGGUGGGUGGAGAACUCGAGAAUAAACACGAGGAAGCAGACGAUGCACAAGAGAGGAUUGAAGAAAGUAAAGAUGAAAAUAACGAGAAUGAUUACAACUAUUGGUUCCGUGUUAGAGAAGUUAUCAGGGAGCCCUUAGCUGAAUUCCUUGCUACUUGCAUAGCUAUACUGAUAGGUUUAUGUGCAAAUACUCAGACAAUGAUCUACACAAGAUCUAUCACCGCAGCGUACUCGAAUGUUAACCUUGCGGGUGGUCUAGGUGCUACCGCCGCAAUAUACAUAGCAGGUGGUAUCAGUGGUUCCCAUAUUAAUCCAGCUAUUACUCUCAUGCUAGCUAUCUUCAGAGGUUUUCCAUGGACGUAUGUACCAAGGUAUUUCGUGGCUCAACUUUUAGGUGCUUUCGUUGCAGCCGGUUUGACUUGGGCGAUGUAUGGAGUUGAUAUCAGCUACAUAGAUCCACUUCAUCGAGUCAAGGGAGAUGGUGCGACUGCAAAUUUGUUUGUCACGGAGCCGUUCACGGAACACGGUACACCAGUGGGUGUGUGUGUCUUCCAAGAGAUUCUAGCGGGAGCUAUUUUGACUGUAACUGUCUUAGCACUUGGAGAUAAGGACAAUGCUCCUCCUGGCGCUUCUCUUGGUGGUCUUAUUAUAGGUUUGGUUAUCUUCGCUGUUGGUACUGCUAUGGGCACUCUAUCUGGAUACGCCACAAAUCCAGUCAGGGAUUUCGGCCCACGUAUUUUCCUCGCUUCCGUGGGGUAUUCAAGUGAACUCUGGACACAUGAUAAAUGCUGGUUCGUUCUAGGACCAUUGAUUGGUACAUUCGCUGGAACUAUAUUAGGUGCCACUGUAUAUGACACAUUUAUUUACAUAGGCGUCGGUUCACCAAUCAACUUUAACAGAACUCAAUGGUUUAACUGCCUCGGCAGGAGCGGAAAGAGCUUUGUUCGUAUUCCACGUCGUACAGCCAAGCGUUCUCAUAACAUGGUACGAUAUGUCGUCGGACGCAAGAAUCGGAAUGAAGAAAAGAUAAAGAAGUGGGAAUCAUCCCAGAGAAAAGGAGAGAAAGCGGUUUAGCAGUUGUGGUCUGUUUUAGGAUUCGCAGUAUAACUCUGGGCUGUAAUACAAGGAUAACCCCAUUUUUCACCUGUGUCUUCGUAAUUACAUGCAUUAGUUAAGCUUAAAAUUCCAACGUAUGCGUACGCUUUAUGAAGUAUAUUUACAUUUACGCAGUUAUUAUGAUGACAGAACAAGCGCUUCAUAUCACUGAAAUAAUAUGUGGCGAAAUGCCAUAAUAUGCUUCAUCGAAACAAUGACAUAGAUUGAAAUGAUGGUCAUUGAUUUUUAAGUCUUACUAUCUUUGGGGUCUAUGGUGUCCAAC
This is a messenger RNA of Wallemia mellicola CBS 633.66, 2050 nucleotides long. RefSeq names its product aquaporin-like protein. Gene Ontology annotation, biological process: glycerol transmembrane transport; water transport. Gene Ontology annotation, cellular component: plasma membrane. The record is from RefSeq and is a predicted model, not a curated record. Gene Ontology annotation, molecular function: water channel activity; glycerol channel activity. The transcript is spliced from 8 exons. Lineage: Eukaryota; Fungi; Basidiomycota; Wallemiomycetes; Wallemiales; Wallemiaceae. The coding region runs from base 394 to 1746 and encodes 450 amino acids.